AAAGGAGAAGUGGUAGUAUGUUCAGAGGAGAAGAAUGCUGACUUCUUUCAUGCUGUCCUGGGUGGACUUGGCCAGUUUGGUAUAAUAACUCGAGCAAGAAUCUCUUUAGAACCAGCACCAAAGAUGGUAAAGUGAAUCAGAGUGCUUUAUUCAGAUUUCUCCACUUUUGCGAGAGACCAAGAGCAUUUAAUAUCUGCAGAGAACACCUUUGAUUACAUAGACAGCUACAUCCCCUCAACACUCUUUGUUACAGAAGUUUCAUACGUAGAAUUCUUGGACAGGGUCCAUGCUGCAGAACUAAAACUACGGUCAAAAGGACUUUGGGAACUUCCAUACCCAUGGCUCAAUCUACUUGUUCCAAGAAGCAAAAUACACAGCUUUGCUGAAGGUGUUUUUGGCAGCAUUCUAACAGACACAAAUAAUGGCCCGGUACUUGUCUACCCAGUGAAUAAAUCAAAGUAA
Molecule: messenger RNA, 462 nt
Organism: Sesamum indicum (sesame)
Lineage: Eukaryota; Viridiplantae; Streptophyta; Magnoliopsida; Lamiales; Pedaliaceae
Source: RefSeq, a predicted model, not a curated record